AUGAAGUUCUCCGCUGUAUCUGCUAUCGCCUGCCUGGGCAUGCUCCAGUCAGCCGCUGCCAAGGGAAUCAACUGUGACGGAAGCGCCAUCUGCGGCGACCAGAAAGGCUUUCUCGACAAAGUCUCCGACUUCAUCACCGACAAUAUCAACGGCGUUGACCCCAGCUACCACUUCUCCAACGGCGAGCAUAUUGCCUGUGCCGGCCACAUUUGCGCCUUCUUGCAAAAGACCUCCAACGGUGCUUCGGGCCAAGAGGUCAGGGACGCUAUCCUGAGGUUGAAGAACCAUGGAUGCAAGGGCUGUGGCUCGGCGCCGUUUAUUGACAAUGAUGUUGACAAGGGAGAGCUUACUGUUAACUAUGUUACGAGCACUUGUGGUGAUGGCGUAUGCAACGGGGCCCUUAACCCCAAGAAGUGA
Molecule: messenger RNA, 417 nt
Organism: Fusarium keratoplasticum
Lineage: Eukaryota; Fungi; Ascomycota; Sordariomycetes; Hypocreales; Nectriaceae
Product: Kp4 domain-containing protein
Exons: 1
Coding region: 1-417 (138 amino acids)
Cellular component (GO): extracellular region
Source: RefSeq, a predicted model, not a curated record